Molecule: messenger RNA, 615 nt
Organism: Balaenoptera acutorostrata (minke whale)
Lineage: Eukaryota; Metazoa; Chordata; Mammalia; Artiodactyla; Balaenopteridae
Gene: IL17F
Product: interleukin 17F
Exons: 4
Coding region: 1-615 (204 amino acids)
Biological process (GO): inflammatory response
Cellular component (GO): extracellular region
Molecular function (GO): cytokine activity
Source: RefSeq, a predicted model, not a curated record
AUGGACAUGGUCGUGUGCGAUUUACAGGAAGCCGUCUCUCCAGUUCAGAUGAGUCCUCAGGCAACACAGCACAGAAAGAGUUUCCUGCACGAAGCAGGUGACCAGAGCAAAGUGACAAUGACAUUGCUGCGUGACAUGGCCGUGGUCAAGUCCCUGCUGCUGUUGACAUUGGGGCUGACCCUCCUGGGGGAGGUGGCAGCUCGGAAAACCCCCAAAGCUGGGGACCCUGCCCUCUGUCCCGCUCCGGAGGACCACACUGUGAGGGUUGACAUCCGCAUCCUCAGGCAGACCCAGGGUGCUCUCCUCUCACACGACUUCCAGAACCGCUCCAGCUCCCCCUGGGAUUACAACAUCACCCGGGACCCCCACCGGUUCCCCUCCGAGAUCGCAGAGGCCCGGUGCAGGCACACGGGCUGCAUCGACGCCGAGGGGAAGGAAGACAGCUCCAUGAACUCCGUCCCCAUCCAGCAAGAGUUCCUGGUCCUCCGGAGGGAGUCCCAGGGUUGCUCUCGCUCCUUCCGGCUGGAGAAGGUGCGGGUGACUGUUGGUUGCACCUGUGUCACCCCCAUCGUCCGCUACGUGCGUGGCUUGAGGGCGGCGGAUCAGCUCAGCUGA